Molecule: messenger RNA, 305 nt
Organism: Strongylus vulgaris
Lineage: Eukaryota; Metazoa; Nematoda; Chromadorea; Rhabditida; Strongylidae
Source: the annotation of a GenBank genome assembly
AUGGUUUAUGAAUUCGUCCAUAAUUUCGCCCAUGUCCUGGAAAUUGAUCCUUCCAUUAUUCCAUCAUUGGGUGUUCUCUGUGCUGGCCUCGUUGGUGACGCGAAACAUCUGGAGGAAGUGGUCCAACUCACUCUUGCCCUAUUUCGCCUUUCUUUGGAGUAUCCUGGAUUACCCUUGGGAAAACGUGGGCGAACUCGUCUCGGUCAAACCAUCUCUGAGGUAGGAGUGAACAAAGAGAACUACUCCGAGUUGAUGCGAUUGUUCCUAUCCACAAGGGAUUCACAAGGGCAGAAGGUUAGCUAAAU